AUGGGAAAAGGAGAUACAGCUAAGACUGAAGUAAGGAACGCUUCAAAUGAGAUGAAGCAUGACUUUGAAGCUUUGUCAAAUGAUGGCAAGUCAAUGGCAACCGAUGUUAAGAAAUCGAUGGAACACAAAGCCAAAGAGGUCAAGAAUGAGGUCAAGAAUGCAAUGGCACCAAACAAGGAGACAAAGAAGGAUAUAAAUCAAGCAAAGGACAAGAUUGCUGAAGGUGCCACUCAAAUGAAGGAAGGUUUGAGGCAAGGCGCUCAAUCCAUCCAGAAAGACGCUGAAGGCAAGAUGGAAGCCGCCAAAGACAAGAUCUCUGACACUGCCUCCAGUAUCAAGAAGGAUGCAGAUGCCAAGGUCGGUGCCGCUAAAGACAAGAUUGCUGAGGGUGCCCAAAACUUGAAGGAGGGAGCUCAGAAUCUCAAGAAAGAUGCCGAAGUCAAGAUGGAGGCUGCCAAGGAGAAGUUUGCUGAGGGCUAUGAGUAUGCCAAGGAGAAGGUUGCCGAAGGUGCAGAGAAGUUCAAGAACUUUGUUCCAACACUCGGUCAAGAUCCAAAUCUCAAGCAGGAAUGGUCUGAGCUUGAGAAGAAGGCCAGGAGCGCUGCUGGAACUUUCGGUGCUGACAUUGGUGGUCCCAAGACUAUUGCUUCGGAAUCUCAGAAUAGUCAAUUCAACUACGGCAGAAAAUACUUUGGAUCGGGAUGGCAUAUCGAUAGACCCACCAGAAACAGUGACCAAGACUUUGUCGAUGGUAAACUCGUUCACGAUGACUUUGGCAGUGGCAGUUUUGUCAUGGUCGAGGAGCUAUCUAAAUUCCAACCACUCAGCAGAAACGUCAAUGAAUCGUUCAUUGACAACCGUCGUCACACUGAAUUCAAAGGUCCAGAGAUGGAAAUGAUGAGCAAGGGUGGUUUCGACCGUAGUGACUUUGAAGCUAUGCAAAGUGCCGAUCUCCACCAUGGAAUCAGAGAUCUCAAGGACUACAUUCACCAAUCCGGAGGCAUAAUCCAAGAGCAAGUCAGCAGAGGUGGAAAGAACUUGGAAAGCCAAUUGAAUCGUGGAAUCGAAGAUCUCAAGAAGGGAUCGAUGUCGUUCCAAGGUGAAGUCCACAAGAAUGCAUCGGUUCUCCAAGACCAACUCAACCAAGGAACAUUCGAGCUUGAGAACCAAAUCCGUCUUGGUACACUCGACCUCCAGGAUCAACUCAAGAAAGACACCCAUGCCUUUAAGAAAUCAAUCAAGCAAGGAGCGUUCGACCUACAAGACAGACUCAAUCAAAACACCAGCCAACUUCAUGGAAAGAUCAACCAAGAGAUUGACAGUAUCGCCACCAACGUCCGUGUCACUGAGAACUUUGAUGGACUCAGAUCAAAGGUCAACAGCGGUAUCAAAACAAUGGAAGGUGAAGCCGGUAAACUCCAACACAAUCUCGAAGUUGGAUCGAUCUCGAUCGAGAAGAAUGCCUCUAAUCUCCACAAUGAAAUUGAAUCUGGUCUUGCCAAACUCCGUAACGACGCCAAGAUUCUCCAAGACAAGGCAGCCAUGGGUGUCGGCGGUCUCAAAGAAGAAGCCAUCAAGUUGCAAUCGGAAGCCGAAUACGGUGUCAAUAAUCUCAAGAAGAAAGCAUUCGAUCUCCAACAACAAGCUCAACAUGAUCUUGACAACUACCAAGUUCAACUCCGUAAGGAAUGGGAGAGCAACUUGAACAAGUUCAAUGACAUCCAAGGAAAGAUCAACCAAGGCACUGCCGAACUCCACAAUCAAGUGCUCAGCGGAACCAAAGACCUACAGGACCAAAUCAAGAAGGGUGCUGCCAACCUUCAGAAUCUUGCCAAUGUCAGUGGCGACAUUCUAGACUCUCACGCCAAGCAGGGUAUCGACCUUUUGAACAAGGAGGCACAACAAGGAGUGAACAGCUUCCAACGUAACCUCAAGUACACUCCACCAUCGACCAAUGUACAGUUCAAUGCCGGUCAAGACCAAUGGGGUAGCGGUGAAGGUUGGUUCAGCAACUUUAUCGGCACCACUCAGAACAAGUUGAACGAUCUCUUCAACUACACCAAGGGUCAGAGUGAAUACAUCGAGGGAAGCACCAGAAACUCGUGGCUCAACCUCGAGAGCUGGGGAUGGCCAACCAAGAACACAUCAGAGUCCUCAGUCACCUACACCAAUAGCAGCGUAUUCAAUCCAAACCUCACUGGUGACUUUAUGCAUGAAACACGUGUCGUCGGCGAGAAAGUAAAAGAAGAUGCCCAGCGUUUCGGAAAUAAACUCAAAGACGAAGCCUACUACGUAAGAGACCAACUCAAGAGUGACGCCAGCGACGCCAAGUCCAAGACUGAAGGAUUCUUCUCCGAUGUAAAGGAGAAGACUCAAAACACCUUGGAGUCCAUCCAGAGAUCCACCAAUGAGACCUACCAAGAAUCGAUGGAUGCCUUGCGUAAUCUACCAUCCAAACUCGGUGAAGUCAGUGACAACAUGGCCAGCGAGACCAACUCAAGCAUCCGUAGACUCAACAGUGACUUCUGGAACGAGUUUGAUCAGUUGAACCACAGAGCCGGUGCUCUCUACGCUGGUAUCGGUGGUAUUGGUGGUGCCAUUGGAAGUAGCUACCUCUUUGCCAACACUAAAUCUGCUGCUGCUCGUUGGGGUAUCAUCUUGGGUAUGGCUGGUCUUGGUGGAUACUAUGGAUUACAUAGACCAAUCCAAAGAAAUGAAUUGAGAAGAAGACAACAUUUCCAAAAGUGA
Molecule: messenger RNA, 2748 nt
Organism: Heterostelium album PN500
Lineage: Eukaryota; Evosea; Eumycetozoa; Acytosteliales; Acytosteliaceae
Gene: sigJ
Exons: 1
Coding region: 1-2748 (915 amino acids)
Source: RefSeq, a predicted model, not a curated record